Molecule: messenger RNA, 1257 nt
Organism: Lathyrus sativus (Indian pea)
Lineage: Eukaryota; Viridiplantae; Streptophyta; Magnoliopsida; Fabales; Fabaceae
Source: the annotation of a GenBank genome assembly
AUGGCAAAUUUCUCUGAGUUCCAACCGUUGAACGAGAACACACUCAUCGAAUACAUAAAAUCCAUCCCCGCACUUUCAUCCAAACUCGCCAACAAUUUCUCCGAUAUAACCGUUAAAGAAGUCGGCGAUGGCAACCUCAAUUUCGUCUUCAUUAUUUCCAACUCCUCUGGUUCUCUCGUCGUCAAACAGGCUCUGCCGUAUGUUCGUUGCAUUGGAGAAUCAUGGCCAAUGACGAAAGAGAGAGCUUAUUUUGAGUCGUUGGCGUUGAAAGAGGAGGGGAAACUGUGUCCGGAACAUGUACCGGAAGUUUAUCAUUUUGAUCGGGUUAUGUCUUUGAUUGGGAUGCGUUAUUUGGAGCCACCACAUAUAAUUCUCAGAAAAGGGUUGAUUGCUGGGGUUGAGUACCCUUUCUUGGCUCAACAUAUUUCUGAUUUCAUGGCAAAUACGCUCUUCUUUACUUCUCUGCUUUUCCGUUCUACUACUGAGCAUAAACGGGACGUUGCCGAAUUUUGCGGGAAUGUGGAGUUAUGCAGGCUCACUGAGCAGGUUGUUUUUUCUGACCCAUAUAAAGUUUCUGAAUAUAAUCGCUGGACUUCUCCUGAUCUUGAUCGGGAUGCCGAGGCUGUUCGGGAAGACAAUCUACUGAAGCUUGAAGUUGCUGAGCUGAAAUCAAAGUUCUGUGAGAGGGCUCAGGCACUAAUACAUGGAGAUCUACACACUGGUUCAGUAAUGGUUACUCCUGAAUCAACUCAAGUUAUUGAUCCGGAAUUUGCGUUUUAUGGACCAAUGGGUUUUGACAUUGGAGCAUACCUAGGAAACUUAAUACUGGCUUACUUUUCUCAAGACGGACAUGCUGAUCAAGCAAACGACCGAAAAGGAUAUAAGGAAUGGAUUCUUAAGUCAAUUGAAGACACUUGGAAUCUUUUCCACGAUAAAUUCACUGGACUUUGGGAAAAGCAUAGAAAUGCUGCUGGCGAGGCUUAUCUUCCAGCAAUCUACAACAAUCCCGAGGUUCAGCUGCUUGUACAGAAGAAAUACAUGACUGAUUUGUUUCAUGAUAGUCUUGGAUUUGGUGCUGCCAAAAUGAUAAGGAGAAUUGUUGGCGUGGCACACAUUGAGGAUCUUGAAUCUAUUGCUGAUGCUGGUAAACGAGCAACCUGUGAACGGCGGGCACUUAAUUUAGCUAAGAUGAUUCUCAAAGAAAGAAGAAAAUUCAAGAGCAUUUCUGAAAUUGUCUCCGCAAUUCAGCAAUUUUAG